UCUACAAGGACUUAAGCGACUAAACUGGGAUAUUCAUUUAGUGAGCAUGUUACACUGCUUGACCGUAGUAAUCCUAUCGAUUCCUUUGUUUUUUGAAGAAGAAUUGGUAAAAGAUAAAGUUUUCGGUUAUAAUUAUUAUGCAGGAAACGUUUAUUCCGUUGCUUGCGGAUAUUUCCUUUGGGAUGCUUUGAUAUCUCUUUACCAUGUCAAAGAAUUUGGUGUUGGAUUCGUGUUGCAUGGUGCAUGUUGUUUUGGUGUGUUUAUAUUUGCAUACCGACCAUUUUUGAAUUAUUACGGUGCUGUAUUUUUGAUGUAUGAAAUUUCGACACCAUUCUUGAACAUACAUUGGUUUAUGGACAAACUUGGGUUGACCGGUACAUUACCACAACUCAUAAAUGGAAUCUUCCUAUUGUCUUCAUUCUUCUUCGCAAGAAUUAUCUACGGAUUUUACAUGUCCUAUCAUGCAUACUUGUCUGCUCAACAAGUAAUGUCCCAGAUACCGAUUUUCUUGUGCAUAAUAUACGGAAUAUCAAAUAUGGUGUUGAAUAUUUUAAACGUAUACUGGUUCUUUAAGAUGAUUGAGUCCUUAAUGAAAAGAUUCGAUAAGGGUGAAAAAAAACAUCAUAAACAUCAUAUUUCACAAGCCGGAAAGUCGACAAGCAAGUCUGAGUCUAAGAUCAAGAAAAACUAA
Molecule: messenger RNA, 691 nt
Organism: Acaulospora morrowiae
Lineage: Eukaryota; Fungi; Glomeromycota; Glomeromycetes; Diversisporales; Acaulosporaceae
Source: the annotation of a GenBank genome assembly